AUACGUUAAAGGUACACUUUAGCCACAUUCCGUUUACCCUAUCUGCCUCACCCCCCUUACAGGCCUUGCGGAGAUAUCUCUCUUCCAGGAUUUAUGUCUCCUCACUCAUAACAAAAUCCAGAUCCUCGAGGUCAACCCCCUGCAUCAUCUUGAGCUCUGAUGCCUCAGCUCUAUCUUUUGCCUGCAUUCUUGGGGCCUUUCAAAUGCUUAUACAUAUGUACCUUUAUUUCUACACACUACAUUUAUGCAUACUAAAUAUUAAACUUUAAAAAUCUUCUAUCUCAGUGGGACUGAUGGCCUCUCACUCCCCACAGGGACAUCUCAGCCGAGCCCGGAAGGAGAGAGGUGAGUGCCCCAUGGAUGCUCCCCAUCUGGCCAUGGAGGCUGCUGCCCGGCAGAGGCAGGACUGUUCUCGGGAGGUGACCCUGGUUCUGGAGAGCUCCCUGGAGGAGUUUGGCCCCACUGACAUCCUGGCAAUGCGGAAGCAGCUGAUGAGGAUCUCUGGGCGGCUGCAGGCGCUGGAGGAGCAGAGCAUGGGCUGGCGCCAGAAGCAGCUGCUCUUCUACUCGAUCCUGGUCUCAGCUUGCGUCCUCAACAUGUGGCUUUGGCUUCGGAGAUGACUUCGCACCCCUCUGUCCCUCCACUUUGUUAGUAGCCCACCUGUUGCUGCAUAGAUGUCCUGGGAGGAGACCCAGAGAGUGAAGGAGGGAGGGGAGCCUGAGGUGGGAAAGGAAGUAGGAAAGGGCUGUGACCCAGAAGGGCCAUGGGGCAGAAAAGGAAAGAGGGCACAAUUACGAACAGCACGAGUGAUGCUGGGAGGCCUCCAGAGAUGCCACAGUGAUGACAACUGGGCAGAGUAGCCCCCUUUCCAUCGCCCCAGAGGCUAGUUUACAGUUGGGGUGAGUCUCUUUGAAAGGCCAGCUGGCAUGGUAUGAUGGCAUGCUUUUGGGGCAGAUCUCCUUACACUCAGGGCCAAGGAAGCCCCAGUGGAUGGACUUUGCAGUAGUACAAGGGGUCAUUGAGCUGACCAGACUGCUGUGUGUGCCCACACAUUUCCAAAUGCCCAUUGUCAUCCAGCUACAGGGAUGACUCUACAGUGAAGGGAGAGGCUCCUACCUUGCAGGGCUGGUGUGCACUGAUGCACAGCCGGAUUAAGGAUUUGUCCAUGACUCCCAGGUAAAGCUUUUCUUAGUAAAAUGUUUGAGAGCAGCUGCUGCUUUUCCCAUUGGUUUCUGCUGGGAUUUUGCUGUGGAGGACUGAACCAAGCCAUCUCUGUGAGGUUCCACAGCCCCCGACAGCAGCUCCAGCUGGGCCUUUGGGGAACUCUGGAGGGGCUUCUCUACUAGUCCCCACCCACCCAACAGAAUCUGCAGUGCUGGUGUUCAACUGACAGCAUGUGAAGGAGCUUGGCAUGACCAAAUCCUAAUAAAAUGCCUGGUAAAUGGACCCAUGUUUGUCUGUGUGGGGAAUGAUCUGGGGACAGACAGAGACCCCCCCUGCCCCUGUUUGGUCCCUACAAUCCAUCUUCACAGUUCCAGCAUGGGUCCUUGAGGCGGAGGUGACAAUUGGGGUUAACACCAGCCCUUUGCCCCCCUAUGCCCUUCCUCCUGGAGCUGGCAGUUUGGUUCUCUCAACACACACACACACACACCCAUACACAUACACCGCUCACCUGCCUCUGCCCCAGAAAGGACUCUUGUGGGUUUGGUGGUUGCAUGUUUUGCAACAGAGACACACCGGGGAGCUUUCCAAGGAGCAGCGGUGGCUGGCACUUCUCCAACCUCCUCCGUUUGUUCCAGAGCGAUGGGCCUGUGGGCUGAGUGGCUUUGCUCCUGCAAGCUGCCUGUGAUUUCCUUACACAGCCACAAGUGUCUUUCCAGGCUACAUUGACUGCUUGGCUGAAGAGCGGAGUCCGCCACCCAAUGGCUGCUCCUGGCUGGACCAUUUCAGAGGUGGGCCCUGCAGUUUCUUUGGGAAGUCUGGUACACACACACUCAUGCACCGGAGGGACCGCAGAAGUUUUUCCCGGCACUGGUGCUCAGAAGAGAAGCAUGCCUCUGAGCAUGUGCUGGCUGCCUUCUGGGAGCUGGGGCAUUAAUCGCAUGCCUUGCUCAGGUGGAAGAGGCUCCUGGUUCAGUCUGUGAUAAAGGACCUGCUGCCUGGUCACAGGGACCCCCUGCUCUCUCUCAAAUCCUGGGCGGAUCUGGCACAGCCCAGGGCUAGCCAAGAGGCCUCCAAGUCCCUUUCUUUGCCAGGCCCCCAGUGACCCUGGCCAGCACCCGCCACAACACAGAGACCACAGCGCUGCUGGGCAGGAGGUGUCUUUGUUUCACAACCAGAGUGUGACAGGAGUGUGGGGUGAGUGACAGCACACUGAAGAAUAAAAUGAGGAAGGGAGUUGUCUAGAGAUGGAUUAUUAGCUUAUUUUAGUUUUUUUCAGAAAGGCCCUUUUGAAGAACAAAGAGGUCUCCUAAUUAGCAACUGCUCCAGCAAUUGCAGGCAGCAACAGGCAUCUCCUGAAGGCAAUCUUCUCAAAGGAGGCCUCUUCCAAGACCUGCUGCUGGGGUUGUUUUCCUUCUAAGUCCUGCUUCAGAUGAAAAUCAAUAAAUUCAUUGUAUGGGCUUUAACAAAUUUUAAAAAUCAGCUAUUUUUUUUUUAACAAAUAGCCCUAUCUAACCAGGAAAGGUGAGCUGCCAGAGAAUUUUAGGGCUUGUUAUUGCGAGGAGGAGGAAAGCAGGGUGGGGGAAUAUCUUUUCAGGAGAGAGGCCCUCUGUGCCCAGCCUUAGCCUCGGACUGAGAACAGUAGGUUUCUCUCAGACCCUGGUGACCAGCAGGUCCCUCUGAGCAGCUCCUCUGAUGUUCAGCCCCACCUGCCAGCCAGGCCAAGGGGUGAGAAAAGAGUGGCGGCGGAGGCGGGUAUCCAGGCCCACCUUUUAAUGCAGCAAAGCUGUCCAUCCCUGUUAGAGAUGUGGUGUAGCUGACCCCCCCCCCCCCACACACACACACACUUUGGACCUGGCUGCCUCUUCCAACAGGAGGCACAGGAAGGAGGGUUAAGCAGUGGGCGGGAGGCUGAGGCAACCAACAAGGGAACAGGAGCAGCAGCACCAAGGUCCCUAGGUGCUGGCAGUGUGGCAGAGCCAGCGCUUGUGGCUGCUGCAACUUUGCUCAGGACUGGAGGGAGUGCGCAGGUAGCAGCAGCCUCUCUCUUGACCUGCUUGACUCCAAGGCCACUUGGCUGGAGCAAAGGGAGGGGGCUGCCAGCUGAGCUCCAGGUGUGGGGUCAAGAGAGCCGCUUUCCCACCUCAUGGGCCCCUCAGGGUCUGCCAAAGGCCAUCCUCAUUUCCUGGGUCCCAGCCGGAGAGAGGACAGAUGCUCAGAAGAGCGGAAGGGGAACUGAGGCCCACCACUGGCCAGCCAGCAAAGCCACCUGGAAGGGCCACUGCCCUUGCUGACCAGCCCAGCACCCAACCUAGAUUCGAUCUCAAAGUGGAGUCUGUGCAGUGGCGCUGAGCAGUGAGUAAACAUGGGACAAUGUUGCACAUGCACAGAGUGUGUGUUGUGUAUUUAUUCUUUUUCUUCAUCCUGAUGGACAUUUUCUGCACACAGGGUGGGGGCUGGGGAUCUCUCUUGCUUCUGAAUUUCUCACAGCCUCAAAGAGGACCAGGAGGCGACUCUGCUUUGAAGAAACGGACCCUGCCAAGGGGACGGCAGCUGAGGAAUUGGGAGAGGGCUUUUGAGAACAUCCAACACGGAGCCUUGUGAGAUGCUUCCAACUGCCCUAGAAUGUUCUCCUCUUGUCCAUCACACGGAGAUGACUGUGACACACUCGGCUGAAGGCCUCCACAUCUGGACCCCCUUGGCAACCGAUGGGAUCCACUCCAGCAAAGCCAGCAUGGCUGUGAUUCCCCCUCUGUCAACUACAGCCCCCCCUGUGAACUUCUUAAAACAUGUAGGGAGCUGGGAGCAUAGCUUCAGAUCACAGUGGAGACAGUACCCCUGAAGCACAGAGAGGUUCACAGGUUGUGGGGGAUGCCAGUGUCCCUUCUGUGCAUGGAAAAUGACGACGAAAAAAAGCAAUGGCACCAAGGCCCUUCCUGCCAACUACCAGCCCCCAACGCCAGCCAGAAGGGCCUCGGAGAAUAAGCCAGAGCAGGCCCAGCUCAGCAAUCGCAACAGCAGGUGGGGGCGGGGACAAGGCAGCUGCAGUGGGUCCUCCAGUGUCCUCAAUGACACAUCCUCAGAGCUGCAGCGGUCGGCCAGCUUGGAUGAAGCAAGACCAAAGCCCCACAGAUCCAUCCGGAAGAAAAGGGAGCUUUCCAGGGUAGCCCAGCUGGUGAUGGCCCUCCGGGGGUGGAUGAAUAAAAGCCUGCAGAGGGAAGAGGAUGUGCGGACAGACUCCUUCCUCGAGCGUUUCCGAGGGCCGGAUGCAAACACCUUGGCAACUGCCAUGGCGAGUGGAGACACCUUGACGGACCAGGAUGAAAAAAAGAAGAAGAAGGAAAAGGUCUUUGUGGUAGAUCCUGCCGGGGAGUUGUACUACCGCUGGCUCCUGGUCAUUGCCAUCCCUGUCCUCUACAACUGGAGCACGCUGGUUGCCCGCGCCUGUUUCAAUGAACUCCAAAGGAGGUAUGUAGUCUGGUGGCUUGUCUUGGACUACCUUGCAGACAGCAUCUACAUUGCUGACAUUGUCGUCCGGCUGCGCACAGGCUUUCUGGAGCAGGGCUUGCUCGUGAAGGACCCCAAGAAGCUGCGGGACAAGUACAUAGCCACCCUCCAGUUCAAGCUGGACCUUCUCUCCAUUCUGCCCACGGACUUUGGCUACUUCGCCUUUGGGGUGCACCGCCCUGAGCUGCGCUUCAACCGGCUGUUGCGGUUCUCCCGCAUGUUUGAGUUCUUUGACCGGACCGAGACCAGGACCAGCUACCCAAACAUCUUCCGGAUCUCCAACCUAGUACUCUACAUUCUGAUCAUCAUCCACUGGAAUGCCUGCAUCUACUAUGCCAUCUCCAAGGCCAUCGGCUUCGGGGAGGACACCUGGGUGUAUCCCAAUAUAUCAGACCCAGAGUAUGGCUACCUGACCAGGGAGUACAUCUACUGUCUCUACUGGUCCACACUGACCCUGACCACCAUCGGAGAGACCCCUCCGCCCGUGCGGGAUGAGGAGUACCUCUUCGUCAUCUUUGACUUCCUGAUUGGUGUCCUCAUCUUUGCCACCAUUGUGGGGAACGUGGGUUCCAUGAUUUCCAACAUGAAUGCCACGCGUGCCGAGUUCCAAGCCAAGAUCGAUGCCGUCAAGCACUACAUGCACUUCCGCAAGGUCAGCAAGGAGAUGGAGGCCAAGGUGAUCAAGUGGUUUGACUACCUCUGGACCAACAAAAAGACGGUGGAUGAGUGGGAAGUACUAAAGAAUCUGCCAGACAAGUUGCGGGCCGAAAUCGCCAUCAAUGUCCACCUGGACACCCUGAAAAAGGUCCGCAUCUUCCAAGACUGCGAGGCAGGCCUCCUGGUGGAACUGGUCCUCAAGCUGCGCCCGCAGGUCUUCAGCCCCGGAGAUUACAUCUGCCGCAAAGGUGACAUUGGGAAGGAGAUGUACAUCAUCAAGGAGGGGAAGCUGGCAGUGGUGGCCGAUGACGGCGUGACCCAGUAUGCCCUGCUGACGGCCGGCUGCUGCUUCGGGGAGAUCAGCAUUCUUAACAUCAAGGGCAGCAAGAUGGGCAACAGGCGGACAGCCAAUAUCCGCAGCAUUGGCUACUCUGACCUCUUCUGUCUCUCCAAGGAGGACCUCAUGGAAGCCGUGACCGAGUACCCAGAGGCCAAGCGGCUCCUGGAGGAACGCGGUCGAGAGAUCCUCACUAAGGAAGGGUUGCUGGAUGAGGCAGCAGCUGCCAAGAGCACAGAGGGCCUCAGCGUGGGUGAGAAACUGGACCGGCUGGAGAGCAGCCUGGAGACACUCAGUGCCCGCUUCUCCCGCCUGCUGGCCGAGUACGAUGCGGCCCAGAUGAAGCUGAAGCAGCGUGUGGCCUCCCUGGAGGGCCAGGCCAAGCAGGACCCUCAGGCAGAGCUCUUCUCCCUUGGCUCCCUCAGCCCACCAGCCCCUAGAGGAAAGGAGGAGGGUCCCAGCCCUGAGGGUCUCCCCACCUAGCUCAACAAGGCUCACCUCCCUCCCCACCUCCCUCCUUCAGGGCUGCUGAAACAGGGGCUGCCUCUCCUCUGCCCAGCCGGAUCCCCUAUAGCUCUGGGGUUCCCUCCCCUCCUCCUCUUUUCCUUCUGCUUCCCACCAGAGCUGCCUUUGAACUGCCUCAGGGUCCGCAGGUGCCCACCUCCCCCCCACACACACACACACACAGAGUCCACUUGUGUGCCUCUCUCUUCUUUUCCCUUCUCUCAUCCCCCCAGCACUACCCUCUCCUCCCCACGUGGUCACAAUUCCUCAGGAAGGGGGGCUCUGUUUGGGGCAUUCCUGGCAAGAGCAAGAGACCUCCCAAGGUGGGCUCAGCACCCACCUCCUUACAGCCUUAUUUUGAUAACUGCUUUGGAACACAAUGACAAGAACAUCUCCUUUUGCAAAACAUGAUUCCAGACUGUAGUACUAAAAUCUGAUUUUUUAAAGUUCCA
Sceloporus undulatus (fence lizard) is the source of this 6618-nucleotide messenger RNA. RefSeq names its product cyclic nucleotide gated channel subunit alpha 2 (gene CNGA2). The record is from RefSeq and is a predicted model, not a curated record. Bases 4061 to 6145 code for a protein of 694 amino acids. NCBI's taxonomy places the organism in Eukaryota, Metazoa, Chordata, Lepidosauria, Squamata, Phrynosomatidae. Gene Ontology annotation, cellular component: intracellular cyclic nucleotide activated cation channel complex; plasma membrane. Gene Ontology annotation, molecular function: voltage-gated potassium channel activity; protein-containing complex binding; intracellularly cAMP-activated cation channel activity. Gene Ontology annotation, biological process: monoatomic cation transmembrane transport; potassium ion transport. The transcript is spliced from 11 exons.